Molecule: messenger RNA, 560 nt
Organism: Phalaenopsis equestris
Lineage: Eukaryota; Viridiplantae; Streptophyta; Magnoliopsida; Asparagales; Orchidaceae
Product: prefoldin subunit 1
Exons: 6
Coding region: 93-482 (129 amino acids)
Biological process (GO): protein folding
Cellular component (GO): prefoldin complex; cytoplasm
Molecular function (GO): protein folding chaperone
Source: RefSeq, a predicted model, not a curated record
GACCGGAUUUGUGGUCCUGUGAGAUGCACGGUCGAUUUUAAAAGCACGCUAGCGUUUUUGCUUCUAGGGUUAGGGCUCCAAGAUCUCUGAAAAUGGCGGAUGAAGCUAACAGAACCGCAUUUGUCGAACUCCAGGGCCGCUUGAUUGAGACCACCGCGAAGCUGAAACAGGUGCAGAAUCAGUGGCGUGGUAAAGAGGGAGAAAAGAAGCGUGCUUACCUUACAUUAGAUGAACUGCAACAGUUACCAGAUGAUACAAACACAUACAAGUCUAUAGGCAGACUAUUUGUUCUGGAGCCCAACUCAGUUAUGGUGGUGGAGCAGAAGCAGAGGCUUGAAGAUAGUGAAGCUGCUAUAACAUCCUUGCAGACAUCAAAAGAAUAUCUGGAGAAACAGAUUACAGAGGUGGAAAACAACAUAAGGGAGUUACUUGAACAAGAUCCAGCCCUUGCUCGCCAGAUUAUGUCCAUGUCCGUCAUGUAAUAAACUCUUACUCUACAUUCUGUUAUCUCCUAAAUUAAGCUUUUUAUUUUUUUUUUAAUUUUAUUUUAUUUAAGAACA